Molecule: messenger RNA, 375 nt
Organism: Talaromyces stipitatus ATCC 10500
Lineage: Eukaryota; Fungi; Ascomycota; Eurotiomycetes; Eurotiales; Trichocomaceae
Exons: 2
Coding region: 1-375 (124 amino acids)
Source: RefSeq, a predicted model, not a curated record
AUGUACGACUUACGCUAUGCCAAACGCGAAACCAAGAAUAACCGCAAAAAGCACCAUCGUGGCCGUGAUGUGCCUUCGACGAAACCCUAUCUGGUCUUUGAUAACUAUGCCCCUCAAAUACACCACACGAUAGACAUUAAUAAAGAGUUGGGUCUACUUGCCAGUGCCACCCAGGACCGACAAAAUAUUGGCUUCUACUCUCUUGCGGAUGGAUCUAUAGUCCCAUCACCUACCUCAUUGCGUGGACCAACCCCUGAUACUCAUGGGAAUAUCACCCAAAUCCGCUUCGAAGAGUAUCAGUAUCCUAUGCACCAGCGACAGGCGCCGCGUCUGUUAUAUUCUCAAGGGGCAAAUAUUAUUGAGUUAGCGUGGUGA